GUUCCUCUUGACAUUUCUAUCUGGAUAAAAUGGCCGCGAAGUGGAAACAUCAUCGAGUCAAAAUAAAUAAUAUCUUACUUUACAAUGGUUAGAAUAAACGUUAAUAGAUUUUUAUACGCGUGCAUUUUGAUCAUUUGUAAUCUCACAUAUUUGAUAAUUCGUUUAAUACAACGACAUACCGAGAAAUUAAUUAACAGUUGGAACAAUAAAUGUAGAUCUGUCAAAAUUGUGCAUCGGAGUGAGAACUUUUUAAUAGUCGAUAAGCCCUACGACAUGUAUAUAAAUAGUAAUAAUCCUGACAGAAAAAAUACUCUCCAGUUAAAACUGCGAGAAAUGCUGCCGGACUUGGUUAACCCAAAACUGCGUCAUGAAUUUUAUUUCGUGCAUCGACUGGAUUAUCCUACAAGUGGCAUCAUGUGUAUAGCAUUAAAUAAAACGGCAGCCAGAGCAGCAUCGUUUGCUUUCGAGAAUCAAAAAGUACAAAAGUUUUAUUUGGCAUUGGUACACGGUCAUAUACACAAACCUUACAUCAUAAUUGACAAGCCUAUUGGUAAUGAUGUACGUGAAAAGAAUGGCAAUCAAAUGUGUACAAGCGAGAGUAUCUUUUGUGAAAAGCCACGUAACUCUUACACUGUACUAGUAGUAUUGGAAUAUGGAUUUUGGAAAAACAAACCUGCUACUAAAAUAUUGCUAGCACCUGGCACAGGUAGACGGCAUCAGUUGAGAGUACAUUGUCAUUAUAUCGGUCAUACAAUUAUAGGAGAUUAUACGUAUAGUAAUGGCAAAGAUAUACAGCCUCAUAGAACCUAUCUUCAUUCUUUCAGGUUAAUAUUAAACUGUGAUAAUAUUGAAAAUAUAGAUGUAAGAACAAUAGAUCCAUUUAAUGCUUCCAUAUUGUCUGAUUAUAAAGUAACAAAUGUAAUAAACAUAUUAAAUGAAAAUAUAUUUCACGAUAUAAGUAAAUAUAUGGAAUAAAAUUAAGAAUUUUUGUUAUAUAUGAUACACAGAUUUAUUGAGCCACUUUGACUCCAGAUUUGGUCACCAUGAAUUGAAAAGUAAUUCUUGGUAAGUGCGAAGCUAGCAUUAUGCAAGCAUAUCGUUUAGAAUUUCUUCUGUAAAAAUGUAUAGAAGAAGUGAUCAUACUUGACCAAGUAAAUCCUAAAGCUGGUUGUUCAAUUGCAUUUUCAGAUAUAAUACUAUGAUUAUCUAUAACUGCAGAAACCUAGAAAGAUAUAAAAAUUAAUACUGUAUAUCUGUUAUAAUAAAUAUUUUAAGAUUUCUUUACCUGAUUAAUGCAGAUUA
Messenger RNA from Nylanderia fulva, 1302 nucleotides. Its product is annotated as pseudouridylate synthase RPUSD1. Gene Ontology annotation, molecular function: pseudouridine synthase activity; RNA binding. The record is from RefSeq and is a predicted model, not a curated record. Gene Ontology annotation, biological process: enzyme-directed rRNA pseudouridine synthesis. Lineage: Eukaryota; Metazoa; Arthropoda; Insecta; Hymenoptera; Formicidae.